Messenger RNA from Nothoprocta perdicaria, 9264 nucleotides. RefSeq names its product microtubule associated monooxygenase, calponin and LIM domain containing 3 (gene MICAL3). The transcript is spliced from 36 exons. The coding region runs from base 107 to 6502 and encodes 2131 amino acids. Gene Ontology annotation, molecular function: FAD binding; protein binding. NCBI's taxonomy places the organism in Eukaryota, Metazoa, Chordata, Aves, Tinamiformes, Tinamidae. The record is from RefSeq and is a predicted model, not a curated record.
AAUGCUUGUAAGCCAGAGGUGAGAGUGGCUCAGCGGUGCAAUAUCAGGAAGUCUGGCAGACUGGAAGAGAACAGCUGCCCGCCAGGGUAGCUGCCAAGCGUGAAGCAUGGAAGAAACCAAGAACGAGAAGGUGAACCAGGCUCACGUUCUCUUCGACAGAUUUGUCCAGGCUUCAACCUGCAAGGGGACUCUCAAGGCUUUCCAAGAGCUCUGUGAUUACCUAGAACUCAAACCCAAGGACUAUCGUUCUUUCUAUCACAAACUCAAGUCCAAACUCAAUUACUGGAAAGCCAAAGCCUUGUGGGCCAAAUUGGACAAGAGGGGCAGCCAUAAAGACUACAAGAAGGGGAAAGCAUGCGCCAACACAAAGUGUCUGAUAAUUGGGGCUGGACCCUGUGGCCUUCGUACAGCCAUCGACCUGUCAUUCCUCGGAGCGAAGGUGGUGGUCAUAGAGAAGAGGGAUGCCUUUUCCCGCAACAACGUCCUGCAUUUGUGGCCGUUCACCAUUCACGACUUGCGGGGCCUUGGCGCCAAGAAGUUCUACGGCAAAUUCUGUGCGGGAUCCAUAGACCAUAUCAGUAUCCGUCAGCUCCAGCUUAUCCUUUUGAAGGUUGCCUUGAUCUUGGGAAUUGAGAUCCAUGUCAAUGUGGAAUUUCAGGGGCUUGUUUACCCUCCUGAGGAUCAGGAGAAUGAAAGGAUAGGUUGGCGUGCACUGGUCCACCCCAAAACACAUCCAGUAUCUGAGUAUGAGUUUGAAGUAAUCAUUGGAGGGGAUGGCAGGAGGAACACCUUAGAAGGGUUUCGCCGAAAAGAGUUCCGUGGCAAACUAGCAAUUGCUAUCACAGCAAACUUCAUAAAUCGCAACACCACAGCUGAAGCCAAAGUAGAAGAGAUCAGCGGUGUGGCCUUCAUAUUCAAUCAGAAGUUCUUCCAGGAUCUGCGAGAAGCCACAGGUAUUGACUUAGAGAACAUUGUCUACUACAAAGAUGACACCCACUACUUUGUUAUGACAGCCAAAAAGCAGAGCUUACUGGACAAAGGAGUGAUACGGCAUGAUUAUGCUGACACGGAGUUAUUGCUCUCACGGGAGAAUGUGGACCAGGAGGCCUUGCUAAACUACGCCAGAGAAGCAGCUGACUUCUCCACUAAUCAGCAGCUGCCCUCACUGGACUUUGCCAUCAACCACUAUGGGCAGCCAGAUGUUGCUAUGUUUGACUUCACGUGUAUGUACGCGUCAGAGAAUGCAGCGCUGGUGCGGGAGCAGAAUGGCCACCAGUUACUUGUGGCAUUGGUUGGGGACAGUCUCUUAGAGCCUUUCUGGCCAAUGGGAACUGGAAUAGCCAGAGGAUUUCUGGCUGCAAUGGACUCUGCUUGGAUGGUACGAAGUUGGUCGCUCGGAGCUAGUCCUUUGGAAGUUCUUGCAGAGAGGGAAAGCAUUUAUAGGCUACUGCCUCAGACAACCCCUGAGAAUGUGAGUAAAAACUUCAGCCAUUACAGUAUUGAUCCUGCCACCCGGUAUCCCAACAUCAACGUCAACUUCUUGAGGCCACAGCAGGUGCGCCACUUGUAUAAUACAGGAGACUUGAAAGAUAUUCACUUGGAAAUAGAAAACUUUGUGAAUUCCAGGACCCCGAAGCUGACUCGGAAUGAGUCCGUAGCUCGCUCCAGCAAAUUGCUCAGUUGGUGCCAGCGGCAGACGGAUGGAUAUGCUGGAGUAAAUGUGACAGAUCUCACAAUGUCUUGGAAAAGUGGCCUAGCUUUGUGUGCCAUUAUCCACAGAUACCGUCCAGACCUGAUAGACUUUGAUUCUUUGGAUGAGCACAAUGUAGAGAAAAAUAACCAGCUGGCCUUUGACAUCUCUGAGAAAGAGUUUGGAAUAUCUCCCAUAAUGACUGGAAAGGAAAUGGCAUCUGUUGGAGAGCCCGAUAAGCUGUCCAUGGUGAUGUACCUCACGCAGUUCUAUGAGAUGUUCAAAGACACCAUCCCCUCUAGUGACAAUCUGGAGCUGAAUGCAGAAGAAAAAGCUGCCUUGAUUGCUAGUACCAAAUCUCCCAUCUCUUUUCUCAGCAAACUGGGUCAAAGCAUCUCUCGGAAACGCACUCCAAAGGACAAAAAAGAAAAGGAACUAGAUGGUGCAGGAAAGCGGAGGAAAACAAGCCAGUCUGAGGAUGAGGACAUCCCUCGAAGCUACAGAGAAGAAAGGCCCACACUGGUGAGCGCCCUGACAGAGAGGAGAAUUGAUGCUGCCAUUGGGAAUCAGAAUAAAGUGAAGUCCAUGGCAACCCAGCUACUGGCCAAGUUUGAGGAGAAUGCACCUGUGCCGUCCUCAAGCGUGCGGAGACAGCAGCCUGUUCUGCCUUAUCAAGAACGUGUUCACAACCCACCAUCCAGCAGACGAGAACAGGGCCGUCUUGCUUCUGUGCCCCAGUGGAAACAGGGCUCUCUCAAAAAGGAGUUCCCCCAAAACGUGGGAGGCAGUGAUGUGUGUUACUUCUGCCACAAACGAGUCUACGUGAUGGAAAGACUGAGUGCUGAAGGCAAGUUCUUCCACCGCAGUUGCUUCAAGUGUGAAUACUGUGCCACCACUCUACGGUUGUCAUCUUACGCCUAUGAUAUCGAAGAUGGUAAAUUCUACUGUAAGCCUCACUACUGUUACCGGCUCUCUGGUUAUGCUCAGAGGAAGAGGCCAGCAGUGGCUCCUCUGUCAGGAAAGGACACCAAGGGACCUCUGCAGGACGCCAUGGCAAGUGAUGGGAAUGGACGGGCAAAUUCCAUCUCGGCCUCAGCAGAGAGGAGCCCAGGUGCCAACCUCAAUGGGCUGGAAGAGCCCAGCCUUGCCAAGCGGCUGCGUGGCACCCCCGAGCGCAUCGAGCUGGAGAACUACCGCCUCUCCCUGCAGCGGGAAGAAGAACUGGAAGAGGUUCCCGAAGAGACACUGGCAGAGCAUAACCUGAGCAGUGUAUUAGACAAAGUGACAGAAGACGAUGGGCCCAGCAGUAGUUCGGAGUCUGAGAUGGAGGAGGAAGAUGAGGAAGAUGAAGAUGAACUACUGCAGCCUCGGCAACCCCCCUCAGACUUGGGUGGCGUGCCGUGGAAAGAGGCUGUGCGAAUCCAUGCCCUCCUGAAGGGAAAGAGUGAAGAAGAGAUUGAGGCCGAGGAGAAUCUUGACAUUGAAGACAGAGAGGGAGAAUAUGAUGAGGAUGAAGAAGAUGAAGAGGAGGAGGAUGAGCAGUCUAGUGAAGAGGGAGAGUAUUGCCCUUGGGAGAGAGAGCUGCAGCAAGGCCUCUGGCUUCAACAUCUCUCAAAUGAAGAGGACACGGGUACAUUUAAAGCUGGAAACCUUAGACUGCAGCAGAUUGUAAAUCCGGUUGAUCCCUUGGAGAUCCUGGCAGAUGUGCACUGGACACACAUCCGUGAAAAAGAGGAGGAGGAAAAAAUGGUCCCAGCCUCCAAGUCCUCCACCUCCAGAGCAUCCGACCUUCCCUCGGUACGCCGUGAGGCGGUACAGGCGUGGCUGGAGACGGUCCCUGGAGCUCCAUGUGAGGAUAAUGAAGUGGAGGAUGAGCUGGGCACAGAGCCUGCAGACACGGAAGGGCAGGCAGGUGAAGAGGGAGACACGGGUGCAGAGCUGGAUGACGAUGACAUUGCAUCUGAUGCAGAAGCUGAGUUUCGCUUACAUCAAGGGGACACAGAAGAACCGGAGCUGAAAGUCUCUGAAGAUGAAGAAGAUGAAGAAGGAACAGAAGGUGCUUCUUGCAGUGUGUCAAAAGCUCCAUGCAAACCAUCCAUCCCUAUCCAGCCAGCUAACGACAGUGUUCUUCCUCUGUCUCCUGUUGAUAGUCCGAAAGCAAAAGAAACAGAGGAUGCAAAAGAUCUCCUUGCUGCAAUAUCCCAUCCUAUAAAAUCUCCCGAGGCACGCUUUUUCCCUGAGCCUUUCAUUCCUGAAGAAGGACCAAAGGAAGAAAUCCCAAAAGACAGGAAAGUUAAGAGCCCUUCCGUGCCAGUCUCUCCGGUAUUAUCCCAGCCAGUUGCAUCACCAGAAGCCAUUGCAUCUCCAUCACCAGCAGAGUCUCAGCCAGCAGCACCAACAUCGUCUUCAUCCCCAACAUCUGCUCCAACGCCUAUCUGUUCACAGCCUUUGCCUUCUACUGAAACGACUAUUCCAUCCCCAGUGGAGCCUCCAGUAUGCUUCCAACCUGUCCCAGCCUUAACGUCUACUCCUCUGGCCAAACUGGUCCUAAGGAGCCAGGGUACUGAGGUGGAAAAACUGGGGAGCCCUACGACAGCAGAAGAAGCCCUGAAACGGAGUAAUCUUGUAGAAGAGUUCUGGAUGAAGAGUGCUGAAAUCCGGAGGAGCUUAGGCCUCACCCCGGUAGACAGAAACAAGCGCUCAGAGCCAAGUGUGACUGUAUCUGCCCUUGAGACAACUCAGCUGAAGUCUUUCAACAGUGAGAAUGUUUCAGGGGAGGAGAGGGUCCAUCUCGUGAAACCCCAGCCCGCCCCAAGAAGACAGGGACUGUCCAAGUUAGAAAAUGAGCAGAUUUCCCUGCUCACUCCAAAAUCUCCAUCAGAAAAAGAUCUGAAGAACUCUAAUGAAGUAAGAAGAGAUGUGUCCAGCAGUUCUGGUCUUGGCCUUCAGGAGAGUUCGUCUAACAUGAGAACAAUGGCUAGCCAGAGCUUCAACACUUCUGACUCUACCAUGCUUACUCCUCCAUCGAGUCCACCUCCGCCACCUCCUCGGGAUGAGGAACCAGCUACCUUGCGUAAAAAGAGGCAUCAAGCCAUUUGGCAAAAUGAGGUUGAAGCCAAGUCACCUCCAACACCAGCAUCAACACCUCCUGCUCCCCCACGGUAUGAGCCAACCUCUGCUGCCAAAGAGUCAGCCCAGGCCAAAAAAGAAGAAGUGCGGAAGUCUUUUGCCGAGAGUGUAGAUGAGAUUCCAUUUGCUGAUGAUGUAGAGGAUACUUACGAUGAGAGAACAGAGGACACAAGUCUUCAAGAGAAGUUCUUCACACCUCCUACCAGUAGGCCAAGGCCAGAGAAACCUCUUCUUUUGCCCUUGGUCAAAGAAAAUGGUGGUCUACCAUCAAUGGAAGGAGAAGUUAACCAAAAGAAAAGAGUGCUGCCUGGAAUUUCUCUAGAAGCCAAGGAGCUCGCAGAAGAAAGAAUGAGAGCCAGAGAGAAGUCUGUCAAGAGCCAAGCACUACGCGAUGCCAUGGCUCAACAGUUGUGUAAGAUGAAAGAUAUGGAGAUGGCAGCUGCUGCUGGGUCUGCAAGGGCACGAAAGGCAUCUUCCAUGCCCUUGAAGACCAAGGAGUUAUUUUAUAACUCUCCAAAGCACUUAGCCUUGAAAAUAGCAGAGAGCUCUACACUAAAGCAUGAUGCUGCUAGUGAAAAGUUCUCCACUCCUGCUGAGGUGGCUGGGCCUGAAGGGUCCAUCACCUCUUCAGAAGGCUCUAGUGGAAAGAGUAAGAAAAGAACUUCUCUUUUCUCCCCUCGUAAGAACAAAAAGGAGAAGAAAUCCAAAAAUGACAGCAGGCUUUCUGACAAAUCUAGUGGUGGGACAGAGGAAGGAACAAAAACUAGAUCAUUAUGGAAGUCUGUUUUUUCGGGCUAUAAGAAAGACAAGAAGAAAAAGACUGAUGACAAGUCCUGCCCCAGUACGCCCUCAAGUAGCGCCACGGUGGAUUCUGGCAAGCACAAGGCUUCUGCAUUGGUUACAGCAGCAGAUUUGCAGCUACGUCGACACCUGAGUUUCUCAGAGGACUCUGACCUCUCCAGUGAUGAUAUUUUAGAACGUUCCUCCCAGAAAUCCAAGCGAGAGUCGAUUUAUGUACCACACGCCUUGGCAUUCAAGAGAUCAUACUCGUCAAAGAGAGCCUACACAGAAGAGGAACUGAAUGCCAAGCUGACUCGGCGAGUGCAGAAAGCUGCCCGUAGACAAGCCAAGCAGGAGGAGCUAAAGAGGUUACACAGAGCCCAGAUCAUCCAGCGCCAGCUUGAGCAGGUGGAAGAGAAGCAGAGACAACUUGAGGAGAGAGGAGUUGCUGUGGAGAAGGCCCUUCGGGGAGAAGCAGUUGAGCCCAAUGCCGGGACACCACGUCGUAGACCUCUCUCCUUCUGCCCUUGCUGUGCCCACGAAGGGAUGGGGAAGAAGGAUGAUCCGAAGCUGAUGCAGGAGUGGUUCAAGCUGGUGCAGGAGAAGAACGCUUUGGUUCGCUACGAGUCCGAGCUGAUGAUAUUUGCUCGGGAACUGGAACUAGAAGACAGGCAGAGUCGGUUGCAGCAGGAGCUCCGGGAGAGGAUGGCGGUGGAAGAUCAUCUAAAGACGGAUGAGGAGCUCUCGGAGGAGAAGAGGAUCCUGAACGAGAUGCUAGAAGUGGUAGAGCAGAGAGAUUCUCUUGUGGCUCUCCUUGAGGAGCAACGGCUUCGAGAAAAAGAGGAGGACAAGGACCUGGAGGCAGUCAUGCUCUCCAAAGGCUUUAGCUUGAACUGGUCCUGAGCUUCAACCAUUCACCUCUGCUGGUCUGUGUUGUCCAGUUGGCCUACCCUGAGUUUGCCAGAAUUACAUGGAUAGGAAGAUACUGAAGGGGAAACCUCGAAAGGGUCCGCCAGCAUGCAGGGAUUCGGUCUGAAGCGCUCAGAAGCCUUUUGAUAAGUGUGUUGGAUCCAGAAGCUUAAGUUUCAUGUGUUUGCAAGCCAAGUUGAAGAUAGUGGGCUGAGACUAUGCAGUCUCCAUGAGGUCCCAUAGAACGGACCAUCUUUUUUCCUUAUGGUAGAAGGGAAAGGAACAAACUGUGUGUGUGGGGAAGGAGGUUAAGGGGAGAAGCACCCUUAACUAAACAGGAUUUUUGGCAGUCCAUUCCUUUCCCAUUGUCAUUGCACCAGUUCUAAUAGAAGAGAGGGAAGGGGCAACCCCUCUCUGGAGAACCACAGCAGCCUGUAGCAGCCUGUAUGGAGGAGUCAGCUAUCCAAGAGCGCUCCAGAAGCCCAAGGCAGCACCUUCUUUGCUUUAGUCUUCCUCCCCACCAAAGAAACCUGCAGUUGAUUAUUAAGCAUGGGUUUGAAGAAACACGAGACAGAGAAGAUUCUGCUUGUAUGGAGUGAUGUAACUCCCUGCAUCCCGGUUUUUAGAGAGAGUUGGGCAUCAGAGGACUCUCUCCCUGUUGUGGUCCUCCUACAUGUUGUUAUUGCUGUGGGGAGAAAAGGGGAAAAGAAGAGCGGAAAGAUGCCCUUCUGCUUUGCUACACACUGGAGAGAGAGCUCCCGCUGGCCUUCGUCUUCACGGCCACAGCUCGGAGGCUGAUGGGUUUCUUUGUUCUGCUUUUGUUUUGACACUGGAAAAUACUGACUGUGGGACAGCAGUAAGUGUGUGCUGGGGUAGGGGUGUUACCAGGCGUUUCCUGGCUGUCAGCCCCCAAAAGGGAGAAGCCCUUAAGUGACUGAACCACCAUUAAGACUUUUCAGUGUUUUUAUUUUUUCUUCUGUAUUUUGUUUUUGCACAUUGGAAACAAAGCUUAAGACCUGCCUGGGCCCUCAGUCACUUUGACCCUUUUAUGUCAAUUAACUUAUUUUUUUAAUACUUGAAAGAAGAUUCAUUUUUGUAUCUUUUAAGAGAAAUAUGGAUGAGUGAUGGGUGUGUGUGCCUGCUACAUCCUACAACCUCCACUUCUAAAUUACUGGACGUUGUUACCUGUGGCUAUUUAUUAGUGUUCUUAUUAAUAAUGUUAAUGUUACACAUCUUUGAUUGUGGAGGGGGUGUUUUAACUCUGUUAGAGGAAGACACUACUGCGGAUUGGUCCCUGCUUCACAACAAGGGCAGCAUUUAUGGACCCAUGGAUGCAUCCUGCCCUUUACAAUGGGCAUUCCCUUUACAAUGGGAUGCAUUCCCUUUAAAAUGAAAUCCGGUGCGUUCAUGGAGUUGUGAGAAUCUAUUUGUGUUCCUAGGACACUUUUCUUCUGCAUCCCACGUUCCCCCCAGGGUAAACUUCUAAUUUAUUUAAAUAUUAAAUGUGUAUAACAGGAAAGCCAAAACUGUGAGGUAGAGACAUCCCAUAUUCUCACUGAAAGAGAGGACCCUCCCAUUCCUGAGAUACAGCGAGAGGGGCUUCCACGUAAGUAAAAAUAGCUGGAAAACCAUUUCCUGGUGCAUCUGUUGGAAGAAGCUCAUGUUGGCUCAGCUGAUGAAGCUGCUGCUUUUAAGCCACAAGGGAGCCUGUUGUAAUCCCACAUGAAGACAUGAGCAGGAGAUGCACUGAGCAAUUCAGCACCCUUGAGUGUCUGACAGAUUCCCAAGCUCAUCACACCCUUGACUUGUCCCGCAGAGCUGAAGCAGCACUGUGUGCUGGGUGGGCGUCUCAUCCGUCAUGUGGCACGUUGAGAAUUUUUUCCCCUCGAGUUGUCAACUACUUUUCCUGUUAAGAAAUACCGAGCCUGCUCCUCAGUAUCUUUGAGAACGUGUCUGUUUCCCAAGUGCAUUCCUACAGCGCACGGACUUUCAGCCUGACAAUGCUGUUGGUGCGAGAUACCCAAGCAGGGCUCCACAUCCUCUAAUCUUUUGCCCCAGAUAGAAAGAUAGAAGUUAACAUGGUUUCAUGUUGUUGACAGUCUGCCUUCAACAAAGAUGUUUUCUGUUAGCCAGGGUCUACAAUUUCAAUUCAUAUCUGAGUCCUGAACAUAUCUCAAGCUAAGGGCAGUCCCCAAAGAUUCUCAGCAGUGCUUGUUAACUGUGCAGACGUGGUUUUUUUCCACCUCAAAUGUUUUCCCUUCAUCCUCCGUAGUGUUUUCUGCUGAAGCAUUAAAAAUUAAACGCAAACUUCCAUGAAACAAAGCAGACAAGCCACCGCUGUGCUGUUCAGUAAUCGUGCGUGUUAGCAAGUGGUACCUGCUGCGCCAGGAUCGUGGCACAGAGCUCCUUCUAAGCGCUGGUGAACCAGCGGGAUGUCUGCAAACAGAAUUUCGCCCGUGUGCCAGCGCAGAGGCCAGCUGCAGGAGUCACGUUGCCAGUGGUGGUUUACACGGUAUGUGUUCAAGCGGCCAGUGGAAACUGAAGUGGAGGAGGGAAGAAGGGAACCUAAACAGUAGGUGAUUGUAAAUUUGUUCCCGUACAGAGAAUUGGCCUCUGUCCAUUCCAUAGUGCAUGUGUAUGUGGAGCACAUCUGACUAUGAACAAAAAAUAUCUUUGAAUAUGAGCUGUAGGACAGAAAUCCUGAAGAAGAAAUACCAGGUUACUGCUUCUCCCUUAGUGCUGAAGGACACUGGCCA